AUGUUGACAUUAACAAGUCAUUUAACCGCAGUUAGAUCAUGCUGCUUUGGAGCACAGUUUGAACAAAAGGCCAGACUUCACACAACUCGCCUGCUUUAUAGUUAUUCGAAUCGUAAAAGUCCUUCCAAGUAUAGUCAUUUUGUCGACUUUGUACGAUUUAGAGCCAAAGGUGGAGACGGGGGAGAUGGUUGUGUAUCCUUCAUGAGAGAGAAAUACCUUCCAAAAGGCCCUCCUAACGGUGGCAACGGUGGACGUGGUGGAAAUGUCAUCAUUCGAGCCACUACAAACGAAGGCUCACUCAGACGACUUGGACGCGUAUGCUCAGCUAAACGAGGACAUAAUGGAAUGGGUGGUGGAAGACAUGGGAUGAGAGGAGAUGAUUUGGUGAUUCAAGUACCUGUGGGAACAAUUGUACGCGAGGUUCCUUUGCCUGAAAAGAAGGAAGAGGAAGAGCCUAUGGAUAAGGAAGCUCGUCGUGCUGCAAGAUGGGUAUAUUAUCCACGCAUGGAUGAAGUGGAAGCAGUGCCAGAGGGAAAAGUCAACUUUUUUAAACAAGCUGAACGACUGAUGGAUGAAGAAGAUAGAUACCUCAGAUGGCGUCUUCGUAAUGAAAACCCUACCAAAAUUGAAGUAGACCUAGCAGAAGAUGGACAGGAAGUAUUAGUGUGUAAGGGAGGAGCAGGCGGAUAUGGUAACCCUUAUUUUCUGACAACGGAAAAUCGAUCUCCCAAAUGGGCCACACGAGGACGAAAAGGAGAGGAAAGGCAGAUCGAAUUGGAACUCAAGACAAUUGCUGAUAUCGGCCUCGUGGGCUUACCUAACGCCGGCAAGUCAACACUGCUCGGAGCUAUUUCAAACGCUCACCCCAAGCAAGGAAAUUAUGCGUUUACGACUCUCCACCCCUUUGUGGGCACAGUAGAUUACGCAGAUCAGUUUCAGUUGACAGUGGCAGAUAUUCCUGGCUUGAUCGAAGGAGCCCACCUAAAUGUUGGUCUCGGACAUGCCUUCCUUCGUCAUGUGGAGCGUGCAAAGCUGUUGGUCUAUGUUAUUGACAUCAGUGGACCAUCUCCUUUUGAUGAUCUAAAGAUACUGCAGCAAGAAUUAGAGGCUUAUAAGCCAGGUCUUAUUCAGCGUCAGUCACUUAUUGUUGCAAAUAAGGCAGAUAUUGUCAAUCCUGCCAAAGAAAACCUAGAAAUUCUUCAGUCUCAAGUUAAAAAUAUUCCCAUCGUACCGGUGUCUGCUCGAUAUGAAAAGAAUGUCUUGAAGCUAACGUCUGUGCUCCGAAAAGAAGUUGAACGUAUUAGAGCUGAAGAAGAGGCGAUCAAGAAGACAUUAAGGAACGAUGAUGAGGAAGAUUUCAUCUAG
Molecule: messenger RNA, 1365 nt
Organism: Rhizopus microsporus ATCC 52813
Lineage: Eukaryota; Fungi; Mucoromycota; Mucoromycetes; Mucorales; Rhizopodaceae
Product: GTP-binding protein Obg/CgtA
Exons: 2
Coding region: 1-1365 (454 amino acids)
Cellular component (GO): mitochondrion
Molecular function (GO): magnesium ion binding; GTP binding; GTPase activity
Source: RefSeq, a predicted model, not a curated record